This is a messenger RNA of Stegodyphus dumicola, 1148 nucleotides long. RefSeq names its product peptidoglycan-recognition protein 1-like. The record is from RefSeq and is a predicted model, not a curated record. Gene Ontology annotation, biological process: innate immune response; peptidoglycan catabolic process. Gene Ontology annotation, molecular function: N-acetylmuramoyl-L-alanine amidase activity; peptidoglycan binding; zinc ion binding. Lineage: Eukaryota; Metazoa; Arthropoda; Arachnida; Araneae; Eresidae.
UCUUUCAGAAAUUUGAGAAAAAAUGUUGAAUUUAAUUCUUCUAAUAUUAUUUACAACGUUCUGGGCAAGCAGUGAUGCAUGUGCUGGUAUUGAAAUAGUGUCUCGGGCACAAUGGCAGGCCCGGCAGCCUAAGUGGACGGUGCCAAUUCACCGACAAGUGGAACAUGUUUUCAUUGCUCACACUGUUACACCGGAAUGCCAUAAUAAAGAAAUGUGCUCGGCUAGAAUGCGCAGCAUGCAGAAUUUUCACAUGGAUAUGAAGGGAUGGUCAGAUAUUAGUUAUACUUUCGUAAUUGGUGGCGAUGGCAGAGUUUACGAAGGAGUAGGCUGGACGCGCCAAGGUAUUCAUACUUAUGGAUGGAACUCAAAAUCGCAUGGUAUCGCUUUUAUUGGAAAUUAUAUGAAUGUAGAACCUAACAGCCAGAUGCUAAAUGCAGCACGACGACUUAUAAUCUGUGGAAUACAACAGAUCCUAAGGCAGUAUGGUUUUUGUCUGACAGUCGUAGCGCCAUCCAAUAUCUUUCAAACUGGCGAAGCGUUGGUGAUAAGGCCGGAAUUGCAAUUCUUAGCAAACUUCAGCAGGUCUCGUCACUCUGUGAAGUGCACCUUCAGUGGAUUUCUUCCCAUGUUGACAUAUGGGGGAAUGAAAUGGCAGACAUUCUGGCGAAGAAGGCUUUUGAAGAACCCUUACCAGUUACCAAUUCAUUGACAUAGCUGGAACUGUAUUCCAUUAGAAGACGUGCAGACAGGCAAAUUUGGCUCGUUCCUCCGAAUCAUCCCUGGUAUCAAACUGAUUGUCCUGGAAGAUCUCUUGCUACUGAUUGCGAUAGAUGUGUUCAGACAACACUUUCCCGAUUCUUCAGUGGACACCUGAAAGGACUUACUUUUGAGAGAGGUCUCAAAGAUGCACCCAAUUUGUUCUAAAUGUCAAAAUGCACCGGCAUCACUGGCACAUAUCCUUGAGUGCCUGGAGUUGUCUCUUGAAGACCUAUACAAGUCUCCUAUCUUGUUUUCGAUUUUCUGAAAGUGAAUGGACUCGUAGACCUUGUCUAGUAUAUUCCUAGACAUGGAGAUAAGUAACAACAACAACAAUUAUUAUUUAAGUUAUUAGCUUGUUUUUGCGUAGAAACUGUAAUUUUAUUUGUAAU